Molecule: messenger RNA, 3987 nt
Organism: Mizuhopecten yessoensis (Yesso scallop)
Lineage: Eukaryota; Metazoa; Mollusca; Bivalvia; Pectinida; Pectinidae
Exons: 6
Coding region: 203-2629 (808 amino acids)
Source: RefSeq, a predicted model, not a curated record
CACACAACUGUAAUUGAUAUUAAAUGAAAUAUCACCAGUUGUUGAUGCAGUUAUUAUUAAACUUAUACAUCCAUGUGAUGUAAUGAAGUUCCUUGUUAAGCGUCCUUGACAAAUACAUGUUUUAAUGCUUUGUUAAUCUUGUCUAAAUGUUGUCAAAAUUACAUUAAAUUUACACUGUAAUAAAUACUUAUUUCUUCAAGGGAUGCCAAACGAAACGCCUGCCAAACUAGAAUGCAAGUUUCAGGGACGUUACAUUAACCCAAACUUACCAGUAAUGUGUACCUGUCAAAUGCAAAAGCAGUGCCCAGAAGUCAACGGCAGAAUAAAAGGGACUGGAGGUUCAGGAUGUAUUUACCUAAAGUUUACAAUCAGCGAGGCGAAGACGCCACACCAAUUGUCUGCAUUGUACCUGGCGGAGAUUCUGAAGACCAGACUAGAAAAUCGGCAGAUUGUACUGAAGGAUGAGUCAGACCAACCUCUUGUACUGAAGCAUUCACCGAGAGUGAUGAUACCAACAGAGAAUCCGACAGAUAAACCAACAAUACGUUUAAGUAGAGGGCACUACCGAUUUACUGAAGGAAAAGUGGCCAUUUUGAAAUGUGUUGUGGUCGCCACAGCGGAAACCGAAUAUAUCAAGUGGGUCAGGGUAAAGGAUGGAAAAUCUCACGCUAUUUGCAUUGACAACGAAAAGUACUUUGGCGGGUUACCAAAAUCUCCAUCACUUGCUAUCGGUGAUGUAGUGAAAAGUGACGGAGGAACAUAUUUCUGUAGGGCGAGGAAUAGAGCAGGUGAAGUGGAAAGUGACGUAGCCUUCGUCGAAAUCAAUAGUAUUGGUGAUUUAAGAACCAGGAAUGAUGAUGUCAGUACUGUGAUAAAGGAUAUCGGUGCUGUAAUUGAGGAUGCCGGUCCAAUGAAGGAGGAUGUCGAUGUUGCCAAGUUCACAAAAGCUGUCCAACAAGGAAAGUUUGAAGACAUAGGAAAACUAUUACAAAACAGAGAUUUUGAGUUGGAACCAUUUUUAGUGAACCCACUGCUUAUUGUAGCAGUCUUUGGUUCACCCGAAGUCGUUGAAUAUAUAGAGAAGUGUAGUUCAAUUGAAUGCGACUGGAAUGACAAUCUAGAAAUCCGAUCAGGGGUGUGUGACAGCUUGUUGGAUGAAAUGAAAGAUAGAAAAGCUACACCGUUGUUUGUUGCAACAUUUUUGGAAAAUACUGCAACCGUUAAGUCUCUGGUGAAGUAUUCAGACAAAAGGAAUAUUGCAUAUUGUAUGAAGAAUCUACAUCUCAACAAAUCCAUGGAAAAAGUCUACAUGACCGAGUUUGGAGAGCGACUGAAAAUUAAAUAUUCACGGCUUAAACCUGCAGUGGUACCUGGUCAUCAGAAGAAGACUGACGGUACAUGGGGUAGAGUAUUUGUAAUCUACUCUCGAGAUGUACUGCGACCUGAUGAUCACGUACAGGAAGGGAUAGGAUUGGUGAUGUUGCGAAACCCUUACGAAGUGAACAAAGAAGAUUUGAUAGUGUCAAACAGCCAGAAACCAAAUAGAUCAAUUUCUGAACAAGACAACGAAAGGGCAAAACAAGCGAUUCAAUUAUAUAGCAAGAAAUUGUGGUGUAACCACAUCAACCUCAAUAUCAUCCGUGUUUCCUCCGUGCGGUCUUGUAAGGGAAACAUAGUGGAGCCUGAAGUGUGUGUUGUCCUGUGUUGCAUUACAAAAGGGGUUGUGCCUCUUGGAGAAAAAGAAUUUCCUACCAGACUUGCCAUAAGUGAAGACGAUUUCAUUUACACUGAUGUCCGCGAAGGUAUUUUUACGUACGGUGGAUAUGAUACAAGACCGAGUACUUUUCGUCAUGAUUAUCUUAAAAUGGGGUGUGACAUAAGUUCCAUAUCUGAACAAAAUUUUGGUGGAACAAUUGGUCCGUUUGUGAAUUACGAGGGUAACUUGUCUUUUCUGACAUGCGCUCAUGUGCUGUUUGAUGUCGGACAACAACACGACGUUGACUUCACCGAUGAUGGAAUCCGUAAAAUCAAUGUCGUGCAGCCCGGUAUGUCUUCUUCCGUUCCAAGCGGUGACCCAUGUGGAUUUGUGAAGAGGGCAAUUUUUGACCCAAGUUUGGAUCCCAGCAUUGAUGUUGCCGUUGUAACUAUAUCUGACCCAGCUAGGAUACCGAAAAGAGGAAGAUUUGCAAAUGAUCACAGUUACAAGCUUGCAAGAUCAGGUUUUAUGGAGUUACCAGAAUAUAACACUGGUUCGAUAGACUUUGAUGCACGAAUCUCUUUAAGCUCUCCAGUUUUCAAAUUCGGAAGCAGAACCCACCUGACACGGGGUGUACUGGUUCAUUUUGGUAUAGAAGUGCGGCCUCUGUCUUGUACUAUGCAGACUUCCUCAAAAGCAGGUAAUGUUUGGAUAAAAAAUCAGUAUGAGGUAUUAGGAUUAGAAGGACAAUCCUUUUUCGAGCCAGGUGACUCCGGAGCAGCAGUGUUUUCACACUCUCCUUUUGACAGGUCUUUAUGCUGCAUCGGUAUAGCGAUAGGUUCAUUGUCUAAUGGAUCUGCCAUUGUCACGCCAAUAGGGGCGGUGUUAAAAGCACUCGGGGAACAUCAUUGCGAAAUGGCAUCGUUUCCGUAAUAUUUUAAGUGGCUGACUGGACAGUUGGAUCAAUAAAUAUUGUAUAAACGGAAGAUAAAGGAGCAGUGGGAUAGGACCAACAAGGACAACUGAUGUAAUUUAUUUAAACGUUCUUUUUCAGCGGUAUGAUAAAGGACUUUACCACAAAUUUGACAACAUUAUUUUCAAAGAAAGUUAUUAAUCAUGUAGACAGAAUAGUGGAUCCGAUCAGGGAACAAAUAUAUAUAUGUUUAGAUAAGAAAAACUGAAAUAUUAACAAAUCCGUAGUUCUUAUUCAAAUCAGGUAACCUUUGGCAAAAUAUGAAUAUUAACAUUUGGCCUGGAGCAUUUUUUGGCGAAGGGGACUCAAUUUUGUAUAAACAGAGGGUAUGACCCGUCUGGUAGCAGAGGGGCGGGGCACAAUAGGGGAAUUUAAGUUGUAAACCUUAAAAAUCCUUCUACUGUACCAAUGUACAAUAAAUGUAAGGGUUUUAUUCAAAUUUGGCUAGGAGCAUCCUUGGUCAAUGGGGACUCAAUUUUGUAUAAACAGAGGGUGCGGAGGGCCAGGGCGCCGUAGGGGAAUAUCCCGUUAAAACCUUUAGAAUCCUUCUUCUGUACCAUUGUUAGAUUUUCAUCUAAAUUUGACUUGGAUAAUCCUUGGGCAAGGGAGAUUCAAUUUUGUUUUAACGGAGGAUGUGGCCUCCCUGGGUGCAAAGGGGCAGGGUCCAAUAAUGAAAAUUGUGGAAAAUCUUUAAAAUCCUUCUUCUUAUGUACCAUUGGAGAAAUUUUAUCAAUAUUUGGUCCAGAACAUCCUUGGGCAAGGAUGGCCCUGUCUUGUUUGAAGGGAGAGCGUGGCCCUCCUAGAGGCAGAAGGGCUAAGCUUAAUAGGGAGAACAUAUAAAUAAAUGAUUAUAAUCCUAUUCCUUUAGUAUGAUUUAAGGGAUUUAGAUCAAAUUUUGUGCAGAGUAUCAUAUGGCAUAGGGGACUCAUUUUUGUAUAAAAGAGUGUUGACCACCUUUUUAAAGAAAGGCAUGGCAAAUAAGGGAAUUUGAGGUUAUUCUACAAAAAUCCUUCUUCCCCAAUAUGAUUGCAGUUACUUUAAAUGAAUUUGGUCCAGAGCAUCAUUUGGUAGAUGGACUCUGACUUGUAACAGAGACCGUGGUCCCCCUGGUAGCAAAGAGGAAGGGCUCAGUAGUUACAAUGGUAGUCUUUAUUUUAUACUCAUUUUUUUUAAACAAAAUGCAACUAAUAAAAUAAACAAAUAAACUACUUUUUUAGCAUGCACAAUUUUACAUAAUCAUGAAGAUUUGAUUAUCAUUGUUUAUUAUGGAAAUACCAAUAAAUGUUCUGUUUUUUGUAUUAUACCAAAACACUUCAUG